Molecule: messenger RNA, 1074 nt
Organism: Stylonychia lemnae
Lineage: Eukaryota; Ciliophora; Spirotrichea; Sporadotrichida; Oxytrichidae
Source: the annotation of a GenBank genome assembly
AUGUAAAGAGGGGCACAUGACUUGAAUAUUUUUGAAACAUAAAGAAAUAAAAUCUCACUAACCACAUAUCUAUUAGGAACAUAAAAAAUUUACAUUCUCUUAUAUAAACGUCAUCACUUCUUUAGAAUGAGAUAACUGAAUAAUUUACUUUUGAUUUCUUUGUAACUGGAUCAAGGGUAUUACAAGGGAGUUAAUAAAUAAGAAAAGAUUCUCCUAUCGAAAGAAUCCUCUAAGCACUAAUGUAUUCUCCUCUUAUUGGAAGUCAUUCAAUCCCUUCAAUAGACAUCAAAAUGCUCUAACGAUUACAGAGCUUUAGUAAGAGUGGUAUCAUCCAACUGUUUAGACGAAGCGAUAUUAGGAACAAUUCUAGCUGCACUUCAACACCAACCUAAAAAUCCAUUGGACUACAUUGCUCUUUUAGAAGGAGUAACUCACAUCAUGAAGACUUUGUUGUCUUUUAUUGUAUUCCUGUAUCUAGUCUUCGGGUCCCUUAAGCCCUUCCUUGAUUAUAUGUUUCUAAGAUCUUUUAUUGGUAUAAGAAAUGAUAAUAAAAUCAACACUAUCACUUCUAAAAGUUUCAUUGAAAGGGCUCUCACAGCCAUUACUAGCACAAACAACCCUUCAAAUGUGCCUUCUUCAGGCUUAUCAUUUACCUUAUGGGUCUUUAAAUACUUGACCCAAUUCUUGCCUCCUUUGAUUUUACCCUUGUAUCUUCAAUAGUAGUAGAGUUUGUCUCUGCAAAUGAUUGAUUUACUAGUAGUUGUGGACUUAAUCAAUAUUAUCUUGGAAGGAGUAAUCUACCUAUAUUUCAGGAUCACAACCAAAUGCAAUUAAAAUAAUAUCAGUAUUAAGCAGGAGUGCUUGCUCCAAUACAGCAAUUUUUAAUCAGAUAAUACGAGACCUGUUAAGAUAAAAGCUGUACAUAUAGAAACUACCAAGUCCUAACCCGAGGUGAUGAGAGUAAUACGUAUUGAAUUAACUUCUAGAGUUACUGAAAACAAGAGGACAUUGAUCUACAGGUUGGUGAUAUCCACUCCAGCCAUCUUUGCUUCGUUGCCUAUGGCCAGCAAAUGA